Suillus discolor is the source of this 1646-nucleotide messenger RNA. RefSeq names its product HAD-like domain-containing protein. Gene Ontology annotation, molecular function: sugar-phosphatase activity; beta-phosphoglucomutase activity. NCBI's taxonomy places the organism in Eukaryota, Fungi, Basidiomycota, Agaricomycetes, Boletales, Suillaceae. Bases 363 to 1406 code for a protein of 347 amino acids. The transcript has 3 exons. The record is from RefSeq and is a predicted model, not a curated record.
GGCACCCCAAGCCCUCCUGUUAAGUCGCCAAUGCAUAUCCGGGCUUCGGCAACUGUCAAUGAACCUAUCGACACUACCGUGAUGAAACGGAUACAACCUGGCGCGAAAUUAAUUGGUAACCUUCUCUGUCAAGGCAACUCCACUGGCAGCGGCAUCUUCUACCAAUUUUUUUAUAUCCCUUGACGUCACUAAACAAAACAAGGAGGUUUGUUAGACGCGAAAGUAUAUAAGAUGGGCUCAGCAAUUCACUAAAUGUCAGUUCCUUCAUCCCCUCUCAGCCUUUCAUACAUACCAUCUUGUCUCGGUAUACCCACCCUUUCACAUCCACCCUCCUCACCACAUCUUUCAACGAAAUAAUCACGAUGUCCUCCCAGAACGCUCACACUUUCUACGCCGACGCCGUCCUCUUCGACAUGGACGGCACCCUCACGGACUCCAUCGCAGCUGUCGAGGCGGCCUGGGGUAAAGUCGCCAAAGACAUUGGCCAAGACCCCGCUUACGUUAUUGCUGCAACCCAUGGCAAGCGCGCCGUAGACAAUCUCGCCCAAUUCAAGCCCCAUAUCAAGGCACAUGAGAUGGACGACGAGGUUCAAAAUUUCGAGGAGAGCAUUCUCUUCUUCGCCGAUGCCUACAACAUGUACGGGCCCGGCUCGCAGCGCCCCUCACCUGCAAGCUCGCCUGUCUUGAAUUCCCCUCUUAGCUCCGGCUCCGCGACCCCUGAUCUUUCCUUCUCGCCAAGCAAUUCUGCCCCUUCUUCUCGUGCAUCAUCAUUCGUCUCGCCUCGUCGACCAUCAUUUGCCAGCAAGCUAAAUAAUAUGCUGACUAUGUCCGUCGUACCUGAAGCGGCCGUCUACGGUCAGGGUCCCCAAUUCGAAGACUCUAUCAUGGAAGAAGAUCAGCAGGACAUCGUUAUGUUCGAGGCCAACCAGAAGAAACACGUUCUCGAGGCUUGGCAACAGGAAGCAACGAGUGUUGAUCGCUCAGUGCGGAUUUUGCCCGGUGUUAAAAGGAUGAUGAGCUCCAUUCCUGAAGGUCGUUACGCUGUCGCCACCUCAGGUGCAAAAACAUAUGCAUAUGGUUGCAUGACUCGCGUUGGUAUUACCCCGCCCAAGAUUACCAUUACCGCAGACGACAAGCGUCUCAAGGCUGGAAAGCCUGCCCCAGACCCAUUCCUCCUUGCUGCUCGCGAACUCGGUUUUUCUGCGAAAAACUGUGUCGUGUUCGAGGACUCCCCAAGUGGGAUCCGCGCAGGUGUCGCUAGCGGUGCCACCGUAAUUGCUGUGUGCACCAGCCAUGAGAGGAAGCACAUCGAGCAUGUCGGCGCCCACUUUGUGGUGGAAAACAUGGACAAAGUAAAGUGCGAGCCGUGUGCGGACGGCAGACUGAAGUUUACCGUGCAGCUAUGAUUGUUCCUAGAGUGUAUGUAUUCCCUAUCUUAACCUUCCUCCAGUGGAAAGGCCGCGCUACAUCCGUUGUCAUCUUCUCCUUUUUUUUAUUUCCAUUUGUACGACACGAUUCUUGCUCAGAUCUGCACUCCACUUAGGGAUGCUUGUACACAUAGAGGACUUGAAUACUCAUGUAAUUUCGAAUAGCAUUCUCAAUCUAGCAGCGCCGCGCGUCAUUCGAUGACAAGAUGGUAUCAUGAA